UGUGUGUGUGUGUGUUCCUCUUCGCUGUUCUCGGACGCAUGACUGAGGAGAAUGAGCGCAACAGCUUUUGUUUCACAAACUUCUGCGGCAUUAAAAAUUAAAACAUUCCUGCGGGGAUUUCAGAGGCUUUAAAUCUCACACACACUUUCACAAGCAAAGACACACACAUAUAAACUCGGGCACUGCGAUCGGACAGCUGUGAGAAACUGCUGAAAAUGGCUUCAUACGCGUUACCGGAGGGUUUCAGUGAUUUCGACAUGUUCGCCUUCGGAUCCGCGUUGCUGGUCGGCGGCCUUCUCGGCUUCUUCCUGAACCUGAUCUCAGUGCUGGCGUUCCUCCGAGUGCGAGAGAUACAGACGCCCAAUAACUUCUUCAUCUUUAACCUGGCAGUGGCGGAUCUGAGCCUCAAUAUCAACGGGCUGGUGGCGGCGUACGCCAGUUAUCUGAGAUACUGGCCGUUCGGGUCCGAGGGCUGCCAGAUUCACGGGUUUCAGGGAAUGGUCUCGAUUCUCGCCUCCAUCAGUUUUCUGGGUGCCAUUGCUUGGGACAGAUAUCACCUGUACUGCACCAAGCAGAAGAUGUUUUGGAGCACAUCUGGAACCAUCAGCGCCCUCAUCUGGAUCCUGGCCGUCUUCUGGGCCGCUCUGCCACUGCCUGCUAUUGGCUGGGGAGUGUUUGACUUUGAGCCAAUGAGAACCUGCUGCACACUGGACUACACAAUCGGAGACAGGAAUUACAUCAGCUACAUGCUGACCAUCACUGUUCUCUAUUUAGCGUUCCCCGUUCUCAUCAUGCAAUCCUCCUACAACGGCAUCUAUGCACAUUUCAAAAAGACACACCACUUUAAGUUUAACACCGGCUUGCCGCUGAAGAUGCUGUUGUUCUGCUGGGGUCCGUAUGUUCUGAUGUGCACAUACGCCUGCUUCGAGAACGCCAGUCUCGUUUCACCCAAGCUCAGGAUGGUUCUCCCGGUGCUCGCAAAGACGUCUCCGAUCUUCCACGCCGCCAUGUACGCAUACGGUAACGAGUUCUACCGCGGGGGAAUCUGGCAGUUCCUCACGGGACAGAAACCUGCGGACAAGAAGAAAUAAGAGUCCUCCGUCCGCCCAUGAAAUAUUGUAUUCAGAAGAAUCUACACGCGUUCACACAUGAUGAUGUUUAUGUCGAAUCAGUGCCUAACACAUUUGGAGAUGUUUGUCCAGAAUUUCCCUGAAUUAUUAAUUGAACACUGAAAUACGGUUCGAAGCCUGAAGAGUGAGAGAUGACUUACAAUUCCCACAAUUCAUUCAGGACAUUCAUUAUUGAUGCCUUACUGUCUCUGUUGCCUUAUGGGUCAGUAUUCAUGUGUGAAUCUAUAGCUGCGUUUACAUGGACCCUUUUAAUCGGAUUGACGGCUCAAUCGGACUAAAAACCCGUCACGUGAACACCUUGAUCGAUCCGAUUGAGCUCGAUCCGACUAGAAUUUCGAUCGGAUUGAAAGGGGUGCUUUACUCCUUUAGUAGGGAGAACAGAGAGAACAUGUAAACACUUGAUCGGAUUGAAAACUGAAACUGUGCAAUGACGUUGAAAUAGCGUAAUGACGAAUGACGCACGGAACGAGCUGUUCUUCCGGUUGAAUAAAGUGUCAUAUAAACCAAUGUUUUGUUAUUAAAACAAUUCUCAUUUCCCUCAGUGUCUGUGAAGCGAAGCAGGACAACGUCCCACCAGUGCUUGUUUUACAUUCUCCUCCACGGGCGCGGGGUUUUACUGCGUGAUAAAUACACUCCGCACGGCAAAACGGUUCAUGCUCGUCGUCUCCAAAUCAUGGCCAGAGACGGACACAAAUUAAAAAGACGGAUAAAAAAGUCUGUUGUUUAAAACAAAUACAGUUAUGCUUAUGCGCGACCAGUGGUAUAUCCCUGCAGUGCCCAUGCCAAAAAAUCAAUUCCGAUUUGAAUUUUGUGACUAUAAACGCGCACAUCAACCCGAUCACUUUAUUUAUCAUUCAUGUAAACACCUUGAUCGGAUCAUCAGUCGUAUUGAUUUCAAUCUGAUUGUGUCCAUGUAAACGUAGCUUAUGAAGACAGAGGAUUUUUCUAGCCAAAGCUUGAAUGAACCGCUAAUAACAAAUGGGCCUUUCUUUGUAAAUCCACAGAAUAAACGUGAGGCUUAAGA
Molecule: messenger RNA, 2154 nt
Organism: Pimephales promelas (fathead minnow)
Lineage: Eukaryota; Metazoa; Chordata; Actinopteri; Cypriniformes; Leuciscidae
Gene: rgrb
Product: retinal G protein coupled receptor b
Biological process (GO): G protein-coupled receptor signaling pathway; visual perception; phototransduction
Cellular component (GO): membrane
Molecular function (GO): G protein-coupled receptor activity
Source: RefSeq, a predicted model, not a curated record